UGUCCCCUCCGCUGUCACGCAAAGCAGCAGAGAGACACAGAGAGAGACAGCGAAACCACUGAAAAGACGCACGACAGGACAGAAAUCACUGUUUUUUUGCAGGGGGAGGGGAAGAAGUUAACCGAAAGGUGACAUCGUAUGUACUGGAGGAUUUAAGUUGAGUAUUAAAAAAAAAAAAAAAAACUGUGGGAACAGAUCUACUUGCGUGGGGGACAGGUGGGGGGGGGGGACAACACAGAUGUGAGCGACGUGCAGCAGACGGACUCAGGUGCACACAACCAAACUGGCGGCGCACUUAGGAUGCAGAAGUCACCGGUGGAAGAUGCCAACUUCCUCUCCAGAUAUUUCUUCUGGUGGACGACGCCUUUGCUGAGGAAGGGCUUCAGGAAGAAGUUGGAGCUGACGGAUGUGUACAAGGCUCCUUCUUUUGAUCUGGCAGACAACCUCUCUGAGAGACUCGAGAGAGAAUGGGACAGAGAGGUGGUGUCGGACAAGAAAAAGCCACGGCUGAUGAAUGCGCUGGCCCGCUGCUUCCUCGGCCCCUUCGCCUUCUUCGGCGUCCUCCUCUACCUCGGGGAGGCCUCCAAGGCGGUGCAGCCUCAACUUCUGGGCCGCAUCAUCGCCUCCUUCGACCCGUUCCACUCUCCGGAGCGCAGCCAGGGCUACUUCCUGGCCCUGGGCCUCUGUCUCCUCUUCACCGCCCGCUUCCUGCUGCUGCAGCCCGCCAUCUUCGGCCUGCACCACCUGGGCAUGCAGAUCCGCAUCGCCCUCUUCAGUCUCAUAUACAAGAAGACCCUGAAGCUGUCCAGCCGAGUCUUGGAUAAGAUCAGCACCGGUCAGCUGGUCAGUCUGAUGUCGGCUCACCUCAACAAGCUGGAUGAGAGCCUGGGUCUGGCCCACUUCAUCUGGAUCACCCCCCUGCAGUGCAUCCUGUGCGUGGGUCUGCUCUGGGAGCUGAUCGAGGUGAACGGCUUCUGUGCGCUGGCGGCGCUCACCCUGCUGGGCAUCAUCCAGGCCUGGCUCUCCCAGAAGAUGGGACCUCACCGCGCAAAGCGAGGAGGAAUGAUCAGCCGCCGCCUUGCUCUCACCUCGGAGAUCGUGGAGAACAUCCACUCUGUGAAGGCGUACGGCUGGGAGGAGGUGAUGGAGACAAUCAUCAAGAACAUCAGGCAGGAAGAGAUGACGCUGACGAGGAAGAUCGGCUCGCUGCGUUACUUCUACAGCGCCUCCUACUUCUUCUCCGCCAUCUUGGUCAUUGUGUCCGCCAUUGUGCCGCACGCGAUCAGCAAAGGCAUCAUCCUGCGCCGCAUCUUCACCACCGCCUCCUACUGCAUGGUGCUGCGCAUGACACUGACCCGCCAGCUGCCGGGAUCCAUCCAGAUGUGGUACGACACGCUGGCGCUGGUCAAGAAGAUCGAGGAGUUCUUGAUGAAGGAAGAGUACAGAGUUCUGGAGUACAACCUGACCACCUCUGACCUGGAGCUGGUCAACGUCUCUGCAUCCUGGGACGAGGGCAUUGGUGAGCUCUUUGAGAAGAUCAAGCAGGAGAACAAUGCCAACGGACACCUGAGCGGCGACGCGGGCCUCUUCUUCACCAACCUCUACGUCACGCCCGUCCUCAAGAACAUCAGCCUCUAUCUGGAGAAGGGCAAGAUGCUGGCGGUGGCCGGCUCCACCGGCUCGGGGAAAAGUUCCCUGCUGAUGAUGAUCCUCGGAGAGUUGUUGCCGUCGGAGGGGAAGAUCAGACAUAGCGGGCGCAUCUCCUUCUCGCCGCAGACCUCCUGGAUCAUGCCGGGGACGAUCCGGGACAACAUCCUGUUCGGCCUGACCUACGACGAGUUCCGCUACACCUCCGUUAUCAAGGCCUGCCAGCUGGAGGAGGACUUCGGCCUGCUGCCCGAGAAAGACAAAACGCUUCUCCUGGAGGGAGGGGUGACCCUCAGCGGGGGUCAGCGGGCUCGCCUCGGCCUGGCCAGGGCCGUGUACAAAGAUGCAGACCUCUACCUGCUGGAUGCACCGUUCACCCACCUGGACAUCGUGACGGAGAAAGAGAUCUUUGAGAAAUGCGUCUGUAAACUAAUGGCGUCCAAGGCGCGCAUCGUGGUCACCAGCAAGCUCGAGCAUCUGAAGCGAGCUGACCGGAUCCUCCUGCUGCACAAUGGAGACUGCUACUUCUACGGAACCUUCUCGGAGCUGCAGGCCAAGCGGCCCGACUUCAGCUCGCUGCUCCUCGGCAUACAGACGUACGACAACUUCAACGCCGAGCGCCGCAGCUCCAUCCUCACAGAAACCCUGCGCCGGGUGUCCGUGGACGAGACCGCCGGCUUCCGGGGGCCGGAGGCCAUGCGCCAGUCCUUCCGACAGCAGCCGCCUUCCAUAAUCCCCCCUGGGUCCCAGGGCCACGCCGGAGGCGACGGCUACCCAGAGAAACGCAAACAGUCGCUGAUCCUCAGUCCACUGGCGGCCGCGCGCAAGUUCUCCUUCAUCGGAAACUCCCAGCAGAGCGCCAGCGCCCCCCAGUCCACCGCCAUAGAGGACGGAGUCCAGGAACUCUCCGAGCGGAAGUUCUCGGUGGUGCCCGAGGACGACCAGGUGGAGGAGGUGCUCCCCAGGGGGAACCUGUACCUCAACGGGCUGCAGUACCUCAACGGGCAGAGGCGCCAGUCGGUCCUGGCGUUCAUCACCAAGACUCAGGGCCAGGAGCGCCGGGAGCAGAUGCAGAUUCAGUCGUCCUUCAGGAAGAAGCUGUCCCUCACGCCGCAGUGCGACCUGGUGUCCGAGCUGGACAUCUACGCCCGCCGCCUGUCCAAGGACAGCGUUUAUGACAUCAGUGAGGACGUGGACGAAGCUGACAUGGAGCAAUGCUUCGCAGACGAACGUGAGAACAUCUUUGAUACAACCUCAUGGAGCACAUACCUGCGCUACAUCACCACCAACAGGAGCUUAAUCUACGUAUUAAUCUUCAUACUUCUUGUCUUCUUCGUUGAGGUCGCUGGUUCAGUCAUUGGCAUUUUCCUUAUCACUGACGAGGUCUGGAGGGACGCCGCCAACCCGACGGCGCCGACCUUCAUCAGCGCGCAGAACCCCAACUCCUCCUCGCCGCCCGUCCACCUGGCGGUCAUUGUCACGCCGACCAGCGCCUACUACAUCAUCUACAUCUACGUGGCCACGUCGGAGAGUGUGCUGGCGCUGGGCUUCUUCAGGGGCCUCCCGCUGGUGCACACGCUGCUCACCGUGUCCAAGAGGCUGCACGAGCAGAUGCUCAGCGCCGUGCUCAGGGCCCCCAUGGCGGUGCUCAACACCAUGAAGACGGGCCGCAUCAUGAACAGGUUCACCAAGGACAUGGCCACCAUAGACGACAUGCUGCCGCUGGUGCUCUUUGACCUCAUUCAGCUCACGUUGAUCGUAACGGGCGCCAUCUUCACCGUAUCCAUCAUCCGGCCCUACAUCUUCAUCGCCGCCAUCCCGCUGGCCGUCAUCUUUGUCAUCCUCAGAAAGUACUUCUUACGAACUGGACAACAACUCAAGCUACUGGAGGCUGAAGCUCGCAGCCCCAUCUUCUCCCACCUCAUCAUCUCUCUGAAGGGCCUGUGGACCAUCCGGGCCUUCGGCCGGCAGACUUACUUCGAGACGCUCUUCCACAAGGCGCUGAACACGCACACAGCCACCUGGUUCAACUACCUCUCCACGCUGCGCUGGUUCCUCUUCCGCUGCGACAUGAUCUUCGUCCUGUUCUUCACGGCCGCCGCCUUCAUCGCUGUGGGAACCAACCAGGACAAACCAGGGGAGGUGGGCAUCAUCGUGGCCCUCGCCAUGCUCAUCCUGGGGACAUUCCAAUGGGCUGUCAUCACCAGCAUCACUGUGGACGGACUGAUGCGUUCGGUGGACCGCGUGUUCAAGUUUAUCGACCUGCCGUCCGAGGAGCCGCUGCCGGAGAAGUCGGGCGGCAAUGGAGAGCCGGACCUCGUCAUCGACAACCCCUACGCUCGGGGCUGCUGGCCCAACCGGGGCCAGAUGGACGUGCGGGGCCUCACCGUCAAGUACACGGAAGCCGGGCGCUCAGUGCUCAGCGACAUCACCUUCUCCGUUGAGGGGGGGCAGAGCAUCGGCCUGUUGGGUCGGACCGGCUCGGGGAAGAGCACCCUGCUCUCCGCUCUGCUGCGCCUCGCCUCCACCGACGGGGACAUCUCCAUCGACGGCGUCUCCUGGAGCUCCGUCUCCCUGCACACGUGGAGGAAGGCUUUCGGGGUGGUGCCGCAGAAAGUUUUUAUUCUGACCGGGACCUUCCGGAUGAACCUGGACCCGCACGAAGGACACAGUGACGAGGAGCUGUGGAGGGUCGCCGAGGAGGUGGGCUUGAAGUCUGUGAUCGAACAGUUCCCAGACAAGUUGGACUUCCAGCUGGAGGACGGAGGCAACGUGCUGAGCAACGGACACAAGCAGCUGUUGUGUCUCGCCCGAUCGAUCCUCAGCAAGGCCCGGAUCCUGCUUCUGGACGAGCCCUCGGCCUACCUGGACCCUAUAACGCUGCAGGUCCUGAGGAAGACGCUGAAGCACGCGUUCUCCGGCUGCACCGUCAUCCUGUCGGAGCACAGGGUGGAGCCGCUGCUGGAGUGUCAGUCCUUCCUGAUGAUCGAGGGCAGCUCCAUGAAGAGCUACGACUCCAUCCAGAAGCUGCUGAACGAGACGAGUCACCUGAAACAGGCCAUGAGCCCCGCCGACAGGCUCCGUCUCUUCCCGCCGCUCCACCGCCUCAACUCCAGCAAGAGGGCGCCGCCGCAGACCGCCAAGAUCUCCUCGCUGCCGGAGAAGGCCGAGGACGAAGUCCACGACACCCGCCUCUAACUGGCCACACACACACACACACACACACACACACGCAACAGCGUCUCUGUGAGACACAAACUCUCCCAGACAUUUUUUCAUCAAACUCAAUUUGCAGACUUUGCACUGAAUCAUUAGGACUUAGUUUCGAUCAAUAUACUGAUUUGAUACACACACACACACACACACACACACACACAUAAGCAGAAAUGUAAACAUGGCAGAGAACAUGUGGCCUCACACACAGUUGGAGCAUGCAGCUAAUUCGUUGACAGUGAAUUCAGGAUUAUUUGAUUUUGAAAAAAAAAAGUGUGAUGUUUGAAUCAGGUGUUUUAAUUGCAGAACUGAAAAGCGGCACGUUUAAAAAGUGCUAUAAAAUGUGUGUGCCACUUGAUUGAACCAAAUUUGACCAUUGCGACAACAAAAAAGGUUCCGUCGCCGACCGCCUGUCGCUGUCAGUGUGUCACAGAAUUAGAACAGUGUGAAUGAACCGGUGUGUUUGUGCUGUUGGUGCAGCGGAGCAAAUCGCAGACGUGAUGCUGAGAUAAUAACGCAGUUCCCUCUGAGUCACCAACUCUGCCCUCACCGCGGAAACGGCCUUCGCAGGUUGUUGUUGUUGUUGUCUUCUCAUUGUCCUCAUAAAUUUCAACCCUUAACUGCGGAUAUCGUUUGCUUGAAAAAGCAUGAAUUGUGAUGGUUUUUUGUCAACAAGAAUUCUUAAUUCUUCGUCUGAAUUAAGGGUGUUUUACUUUCAAAGAAAACAUGCUUUUGUUCUGAGCAAUCUGAUACUUUUUCAGUGUCCUUGGAUUGAAGACUGAGCGUGAAUAUAUCAGCUGUAGGAGACCCCCGUUUUGCUCCUGUAGGAAUAAUAAGUGUGGCUAUGAGCGCUGGUCAGAGGCACAUCAACAGUACGCUUCAGGAAUAAAUCAUGUAAGGACGUGAGUAGCAGGUCUUAAGUGGAUGCUGAGCCAGCUUCUCCAGUUCUCCUCGUCAGCCUCUGAAAGGCGGUUCCUCUGUUCAUAUAGAAGUGUAUGAGAAAAUGACUCUUCUCUCUGCAGUGAACAUUGUAAACGUGUUUAUGAUCUCAAACUCUAACUCAAGACUUCUUCAAUACAUCAUGAUGUUCAUUUAGUAAAUUAUCAUCCAUGUAAAGUCAAACAGACCACAACGCAGGGGAUGCUUCAGGGUGGGGCUUACUGUGAUUGACAGGUCGUUUUCCAGUCUGUUUUUCAGUUCAUGAAAGCGAAUUGUAACAUUUGUCUUACGUAGCUCCGCCCUCUUUCUCCGUCCACACAAACGCAAAGCAAACGACUCCAUCCGCUCGCCGCCUUCUGGCCACGAGGCAUCGAUUGAGGGCUACGCCAUCGGUACGGCUUCAAUAGCGCGUCUGAUUGGUCCAAGUGGUUGGUUUAGUCGACGCCCACGCAGACAGGAGCAGUGACGUCAUUGGCCGCCGCAGAGAUCUUUAUUUUUGUUGUUUGCACUUUAGAGGCGAGGCGAGGUACUGAGCAGCUUCCACCGCGACGACCUUCUUGUUAACUGACAUCACUUUUUUCUUCAAUUCUUCCGCUUGUUAAUAUCAAAAAUAAAAAGUACAUUUUCUAUUUGAAAUAUAUAUUUUUUCAAAGCUGUACAAACGCCUGCAAUUAUGAACAAUUCCAUAGUUCUACCUUUUCCUCACAGGGCUCAUAAAACCGUGUAAUAGUUUAAUAAGAUUAAAAGGUACCACAAAGGCCUUCACAUGUAAACUGUGACAGAUUUUCUUUUUUUUACGGCGUAACUGAAGAACCAAGCUGUUUGUUGCUCAUAGGAACCGGACGCAGAUGUCCAAAAACAUAACGUAUUUGUUGGAUCAACUAUAUUUCCAGUGAAAUUAUAAAGAUUUUGGAAAAGUU
This is a messenger RNA of Gasterosteus aculeatus aculeatus (three-spined stickleback), 6719 nucleotides long. It is a transcript of the gene cftr, whose product is annotated as CF transmembrane conductance regulator. The record is from RefSeq and is a predicted model, not a curated record. NCBI's taxonomy places the organism in Eukaryota, Metazoa, Chordata, Actinopteri, Perciformes, Gasterosteidae. Gene Ontology annotation, molecular function: ATP binding; chloride channel activity; ABC-type transporter activity. Gene Ontology annotation, cellular component: apical plasma membrane; cytosol; plasma membrane. Gene Ontology annotation, biological process: bicarbonate transport; chloride transmembrane transport.